Sphaerodactylus townsendi is the source of this 1476-nucleotide messenger RNA. RefSeq names its product cathepsin K-like. Gene Ontology annotation, molecular function: cysteine-type endopeptidase activity. The coding region runs from base 315 to 1310 and encodes 331 amino acids. Gene Ontology annotation, biological process: immune response. The transcript has 8 exons. NCBI's taxonomy places the organism in Eukaryota, Metazoa, Chordata, Lepidosauria, Squamata, Sphaerodactylidae. The record is from RefSeq and is a predicted model, not a curated record. Gene Ontology annotation, cellular component: lysosome.
GCCAUCUGGGAAGCGGAUUGUGUCCUUGCCAGGAGAUCAUGUGAGGCAGCUGAUUCUCUUCCCUGCAGCCUGCCAGCCCCCCCGCCCCCCCCCCACAAACACACACUCCCCACUGUGGCGGCCCACCCUGAACAUCAGCCGUUCUUCACAUCUGAGUAAAGUUUGCAUGAGACGAACAGCCCAGAUUUUCCGCCGCCUGCCAGACUUCCUCAAAGCCAGCUUAGCAUAAAAACAACCGCCUCUGGCCGCAUCUGCCUACUGCAACUCUGGGCUGCUCUUUGUCCCACUGAGCCGGUCGCUGAUUCUGACUCAGCAUGUGGUGGAUCACUCUCUUCGCUACCCUCCUGCCUCUGUCAGAGGCCGGCAUCAAUCGGGAUGAGGCGCUGGACUCACCGUGGGAACUCUGGAAGAUGACACACAAGAAGGAAUAUGAGAGCAAGAUGGACGAAAUCUCAAGAAGACUCAUCUGGGAGAAGAACCUGAAAUACGUUAACACCCACAACCUAGAAUUUUCCCUGGGGAGACACACUUUUGAACUGGCCAUGAAUCACCUGGGCGAUAUGACAAGUGAAGAGGUCGUGCAAAAGAUGACCGGCCUCAAAGUGCCUCCCUCUCGCAAGCUCAACAACGAUACGUUGUACAUCCCAGACUGGGAAAAGCGAGUACCCGACUCCAUGGAUUACAGAAAGAAGGGCUACGUCACCCCUGUCAAAAAUCAGGGUCAAUGUGGAUCCUGCUGGGCUUUUAGCUCCGUGGGGGCCCUGGAAGCCCAGCUCAAGAAGAAGAUGGGCAAGUUACUGAACCUGAGCCCCCAGAACUUGGUGGACUGCGUCACUGAUAAUGACGGCUGUGGCGGCGGCUACAUGACCAACGCCUUCGAGUACGUCAAGGAGAACCGAGGCAUCGAUUCAGAUGAUUCCUAUCCCUACAUCGGCCAGGAUGAAAACUGUAUGUACAACCCAACUGGCAAGGCCGCCAAGUGCCGGGGCUUCCGGGAGAUCCCCGAAGGGAAUGAGAAGGCUCUGAAGAGGGCCGUGGCCCGGAUCGGUCCCGUCUCGGUGGGCAUCGAUGCCAGCUUGCAGUCCUUCCAGUUCUAUAGCCGAGGUGUGUAUUACGAUGAGAACUGCAAUGCCAGCAAUGUCAACCACGCUGUCCUGGCUGUGGGCUACGGCACCCAGAAAGGCACCAAGCACUGGAUCAUCAAAAACAGUUGGGGUGAAGACUGGGGUGACAAAGGGUAUAUCCUGAUGGCCCGGAACAUGAACAACGCCUGCGGGAUUGCCAACUUGGCCAGCUUCCCGAAGAUGUGACCCGCUGCCUCGCCACGCCUCCAUCUGGGCCCCGUGACUGGAAACCGCUGGAUUCCUGAGCUGGCAUCGUGGAGCUUCGGCGUACUGAUGAAGGACUUGAAUGGCAGUCAUUUGGCAUUGAGGCAGGUCUGGUAGCAUCUAUUAAAAGGCUUUUUAUAUAAAAAAA